Messenger RNA from Vairimorpha ceranae, 288 nucleotides. RefSeq lists its product as hypothetical. The record is from RefSeq and is a predicted model, not a curated record. The coding region runs from base 1 to 288 and encodes 95 amino acids. The transcript has a single exon. Lineage: Eukaryota; Fungi; Microsporidia; Nosematidae.
AUGUCAUUUUUUAUGGGCACAAAUCUGGCUUCACGUGAAAAAAAGAUUCUUUUAAUUGCUCGGACAUAUGAUUGUCCUCGUCUAGAUUCUCUCACUAGAUAUUUGGACCAUUCUCAAAAUUAUUAUAAAGUAUUAUUUUUGGAUAACGACAAAGUAUUAAAUAGAUAUGUAAAGAAAAACUUCAGAGGACAGUGUCCGCUUAUAUUUGUAGAUAACAUUUAUCGUGGUAAUGGCGUGGAUGUAAUACAGUCAAUUGAUAAAACACUUACAUUUCAUGACUGGUUUUAA